Molecule: messenger RNA, 604 nt
Organism: Drosophila ficusphila
Lineage: Eukaryota; Metazoa; Arthropoda; Insecta; Diptera; Drosophilidae
Gene: ND-B14
Product: NADH dehydrogenase [ubiquinone] 1 alpha subcomplex subunit 6
Exons: 3
Coding region: 79-453 (124 amino acids)
Biological process (GO): response to oxidative stress
Source: RefSeq, a predicted model, not a curated record
UAGUAUUACAAUCCGGUCCCACUGUUUUUGCGAGCAACUUGGUCGUCGAAUAGGACAGGAGAAAUAAAAACAAAUCAAAUGGCCGGACGCGAAGCCGUGAAGCGAGCUGUGCAGCAGGUGCGCCCCAUCCUGUCUGUGGACCGGGAGGAGGCCCGCAAACGCGCCCUUAAUCUGUACAAGGCCUGGUACCGUCAGAUUCCAUAUAUCGUUAUGGACUAUGACAUCCCCAUGUCCGUGGAACAGUGCCGGGAUAAAUUGCGCGAAGAGUUCGUUAAGCAUCGCGGCGUGACCGACAUCCGGGUGAUCGACAUGUUGGUCAUCAAGGGCCAAAUGGAGCUCAAAGAAUCCGUCGAGAUCUGGAAGCAGAAAGGCCACAUCAUGCGCUACUGGAAGGAGUCACAGGACCCCAAACCCACGGACUUCCUCUCAAAAUUCAUCCAGGGCGUUAAUUAGUUAUUGAAAUUGAAAUAGUUUAAAUACAAGCUCCUUCAGAGUGUUACAAUAACCCGAGAGAAUUUUGUGCGUUUCAGAAACGCUUUUUUCCUUCUGUUUAUUGAGUUUGUGACUUCAAAAAUAUCAUGGCUUCAUUGUGGAUACAUGUAAA